Cyprinodon tularosa is the source of this 712-nucleotide messenger RNA. RefSeq names its product cytochrome c oxidase subunit 5B, mitochondrial-like. The transcript is spliced from 4 exons. Gene Ontology annotation, cellular component: mitochondrial envelope. The record is from RefSeq and is a predicted model, not a curated record. Lineage: Eukaryota; Metazoa; Chordata; Actinopteri; Cyprinodontiformes; Cyprinodontidae. Bases 64 to 462 code for a protein of 132 amino acids. Gene Ontology annotation, biological process: mitochondrial electron transport, cytochrome c to oxygen.
CUAAAGAAGAAGAAGACCGUUAAGAUCUUCCGGUCUGUGCUGGGACACAUCUGUUGAGGACAAAUGGCUGCAAGGUUACUGCUCCGCUCCGCUCUGAGAACCGCGGCGACGUGCCGCGGUGCCCGGGCACCGGCUCCGCUUCUAGCCCCGGCUCUAAGCCGCAGCAUGGCAACUGGAGGUAUUCCCACUGAUGAGGAGCAGGCCACUGGGCUGGAGAAGAUCAUCAUGAAGGCCAUGAAGGAGGGAGCGGAUCCGUACAACAUGAUGAAGCCAAAGAGCUAUGCUGGCUCCAGGGCCGACCCCCACCUGGUUCCCUCCAUCACUAACAAGAGGAUCGUGGGCUGUGUCUGUGAGGAAGACAACACGGCUGUGGUCUGGUUCUGGCUUCAUGAGGGCGAGCCCCAGCGAUGCCCAUCCUGCGGCUCCCACUACAAACUGGUGGCCCAUCAUCUCCCCCAUUAACCUUUAAUUGGAGCGAUCUCCAGUUCCAGAUGGGUUUGGUUUCCACGUUCUGCUUGGCGUUUUGCCCGGCCUGAUGUUCUGCUGGAUCACUCCAUCCACCUGUUAACCUCAGCUUUUAUUUUACACCUUACAUGUUGAAUCUGCUUUAUGUUUUAGGGACCUUCAUCUUCAGUUUACAUUGACAGUUGUACUGUAUCUUGUUACAUUUGGACCACUCCUCUUAUUUAACCAAUAAAUUGCUGAACCUGUA